Messenger RNA from Fusarium poae, 1596 nucleotides. RefSeq lists its product as uncharacterized. The transcript has 3 exons. The record is from RefSeq and is a predicted model, not a curated record. Gene Ontology annotation, biological process: regulation of DNA-templated transcription. The coding region runs from base 1 to 1596 and encodes 531 amino acids. Lineage: Eukaryota; Fungi; Ascomycota; Sordariomycetes; Hypocreales; Nectriaceae. Gene Ontology annotation, molecular function: zinc ion binding; DNA-binding transcription factor activity, RNA polymerase II-specific.
AUGAGCAGUCCGAACAGCAAAACUGGAACCAACAGUCAGGCAUGGAGAAAGAAACCUCGACAAUUCGCCCCAAAGUCGAGACUGGGCUGUAAAACAUGCAAAAUACGACGAAUCAAAUGUGACCAGGGUCGGCCAUCAUGCCUCAAGUGUCAGUCGACAGGGCGGAUCUGUGACGGCUAUGAUGUGGUACACCUUGUCGGGGUUGAGGCAAAGACAAGCCAGUGUCAUCACUCAGGGCCUGCUACAACAGCCACCCACGGCUUGGCAAACCCAUGCGCUACUUCCAACGCCCGGCAAGCGCCAUGCCUACAUUACCAAAACCAAGCAGAAGCUAUGUCAUUCUUCGAAGCCAUCUCCGUCAAGCAUCUGAACGAGUACUACCCAAGUAAGCCAUGGCGCGAGACACUUAUGUUGUUCUCCCAAACAAUCCCGUCAGUGAGACAUGCUGCUGUUGCACUGUCCCUGCUUCACCGAAGCUACCAUGACGGCUGUUCUAGACAGUCAGAAUACAAGGCUCUUUUCCAUUAUAACAAAGCCAUACAGCUUUUUCUGGCACAAAAGAGCUGUGAUGACGUCGAAGCAAUGACAACCACAUUAUUAGUAUGUUACUUGUUCACAAGCUUUGACAACUUGGCGGGCAAUUAUCAUCGGGCGAUGAUACAUCUGCAAGGAGGAGUGCAACUCUCGCACAGUAUUCCUAGUCUCAUGCUAGAUGGAAGCUGUGUCUCCAGAGUGAAUUCGUUUCUCAUGGAAGUUGUGAGGCAGCUGAGGCGUCUCGAUAUGCAAGCUGGUGCCUACCUAGUCGGUUGGAGCCCGGUAGACAUACAGGAAACUGGACGAGAAGCUCUGUUCUCGAGCGAGGCAUUUGAGUCAGUGGAUGAUGCCGCAAAUCACCACCAGAUCUUACUUGCGCGAGCCAUGAGACUGUACUGGAUGGCGCAAGAGUCAUCCUUCCUAGGCGGUGUGCCAUCCGUCGAUUCCAAACAGCUUGUUAUUGCGGAGCUAGAGACAUGGCGGUAUCAAUUCGACGACACGUUAAGCACAACUAAUCACUACAGUACCGAUAUCGUGCAUCUUACAACGUUAUUGAAACUCCAAAAUACCGUUCUUUGGAUCCUUGUCAGCAGUCUCGGCCCGGGUAGAGAGAUGGAGUACGACAUAUUUCUGCCCGUAUUUCAGCAAUGCGUCGCAAUGGUAGAUGAAGUCGCAUUGGGACACCAAAACUACGAAGGAUCAUCAAAACCGAGAUUCACUCAAGACGUAGCUAUUAUACCAAUUCUUUACAUCAUCGGAGCCAAAUGUCGAGACCCUAUGGUCCGAAGGGAUGUGCUGAGAAUCCUGAGACGACAGCCGCUCCGGGAGGCAGUCUGGGACAGUGCCGCUGCAGCGAGAGCUGUGGAAAGAAUAGCUGAGAUUGAAGAAAGUCGAGUUGGAAGGGGACGUGUAAAGAAGAUGGAGGAAAUCGAAGUGUCACAGAGGGUCGAGUGUGUAUCAUGGGAGCAAGUGAUCAACAGCCACUCCGGAACAAGACUCGAAUUGGAGUAUACUCUUUGCAAACAAGAGACCAGAUAUACAGAGUCUCUGCUGGUUGUUUAA